Messenger RNA from Cuscuta epithymum, 1199 nucleotides. Lineage: Eukaryota; Viridiplantae; Streptophyta; Magnoliopsida; Solanales; Convolvulaceae. The record is from the annotation of a GenBank genome assembly.
CGAAAUCCUUGUGAGCUGGAGGAGUUAGACAUAAUAUAACUAAGUACGGAAAUGGAAAAGUAUAUGUGCUUUAUCCAGCCAGGCAAUAAGCUAACGUUAAGUGUGGCGGUGCCUUUGCUUCACUUGCUUUGCCUCUUUGCCCCAUUCUGUUUCAGUUGGGAUGCUCUUGGGAUCGCGUUCGGGUUAUACAUUCUCACCGGCCUUGGAAUCACUGUCUCCUAUCAUAGGAAUUUGUCCCAUAAGAGUUUCAAGGUUCCCAAAUGGCUUGAGUAUUUUCUUGCUUAUUGGGGUGUUCAAGCUCUUCAGGGGGAUCCAAUUGGUUGGGUGAGUAACCAUAGAUACCAUCACCGGUUUACUGAUUCAAAGAAAGAUCCUCAUAGUCCCAUUCAAGGGUUUUGGUUCAGUCACAUAGGAUGGCUCUACGACUCCGAAUCCGCCAAAGCGAGGGCUUUGCAGCGUGAGGAGCAAACAAAUGUAGCGGAUUUGGAGAAUCAGGCUUUCUAUAAAUUCAUUCAAAAAACCUAUAUUAUACACCAUAUUAUGCUUGGAGCAUUUCUUUUUUCAAUUGGUGGAUUUCCGUACAUAGUUUGGUGCAUGGGAGUAAGAAUUGUAUAUCUAGGCCACAUAACAUUCCUGGUGAAUUCUGUGUGCCACAUGUGGGGACAUCAAGCAUGGAACACUGGUGAUCUAUCUAGAAAUAAUUGGUUUGUGGCAUUGUUAGCAUUCGGAGAAGGAUGGCAUAAUAACCAUCAUGCCUUUGAGCACUCGGCAAGGCAUGGUCUAGAAUGGUGGCAACUUGACACAAGUUGGUGCACUAUUUGGACACUUCAAAAACUUGGUCUUGCUAAAAAUGUGAAGUUACCUUCAGAUGCUCAGAAAAGAAAGAUGACAUUCAGAAAUAUCGACAACUCCAAACUGUCGAGUGAUGGGUUUCCGCAGCUACCUCUUAAAUAAAUUGCCAUGUUGAGUCCAUAUUGUACCACCCGUCGCGUCACGUUUGGUCAAGUAUCCAUAAUUUAAUGUAUGUACGAGUUGUUUACUUUUUUUCUAUCAAGUCCAAGCUGGUUCUGGUUUGUGAAUUUCAUUGUAUUAUCUUUUUUUCAUUUUAAUGUCCUUUUUCUUAUCAUGCGUUUUGUUCUCUGUUCUGUUCUUCAAAUUUAUAGUAUAAUGAUGAACAUAUUUUAUGUAUUUUCCCCUCA